GAUUUAUCCAUUUUCAGAAUGGAAGCUCAAGGGGAAAAAACUCACACCUGUGGGACAAUUUGUCUGAAAUAUCUACUUUUUCUCUUUAACACUCUUUUCUGGCUGGCAGGAGGGGCUGUGUUGGCGGUGGGAGUGUGGACCCUCGUGGAAAAGACUGACUACAUCAGUUUACUCAACUCCAGCCUCUAUUCAGCCUCGGUUUACAUCCUCAUAGCUGCCGGAGUCAUCGUGAUUCUGACGGGAAUAGUGGGGUGCUGCGCCACUCUGAAGGAGAGGAGGAGUCUGUUGAUUGUGUAUUUGGUUUUGUUAUUCUGUAUUUUCCUGGUGGAAAUCAUCGCUGGUGUACUGGCUUUCAUAAACUACCAUGAAUGUUUCCCUUUCUGCCACCAGCUGGAUGAGGAGCUCAGACAGAACCUGCAGGUGACCAUGCAGCAGAAAUACCAGCAGCUGGGAGAGGAAAGCAUCACACAGGCUGUGGACAAGCUACAGCAGGAGUUUAAGUGUUGCGGAAGCUACAAUUCCUCAGACUGGUCAGAAAGUGUGUGGAUCCAGGGAGCAGGGAAUGACCGGCUCGUACCUGAUAGCUGCUGUAAAACUCCAAGUGAACUUUGUGGCCACAGGGACCAUCCCUCAAACAUCUACAAGGUGGAGGGAGGUUGUAUCAUGAGAUUAGAAGAAUUCAUCCGGAGUCAGUUAUAUAUUCUUGGAUCAGUAGGCAUUGGAAUAGCUUUUCUACAGCUUGUGGGGAUGAUGUUCACUUGCUGCCUUUAUCGGAACCUAAAAGACGAUCCAUACUAAUUUUGGACUCAAUCAUUUUUUUCCUCUAUUUGAAGUUUGGUUGUGUUAUCAAACCGACUUAUGAAAUGAAUGUGACAGUCACCAAAAUGCUGCAGGACAGCACUACAAAAUUCCAAUGAAGGAGUAUAUAUAUCUUCCAAACAACAAAUGUAUUUCUAACACAUGCACAGAAAGAGAGAUGACAAACGUGACCUUAUUGUGGAUUCUGCACCAGUUCUGAGUUGGGUGUUUUUUUCCCCCUGUACCAUAACACAUUUUGCAAGGUUAUAAUGAAUAUCAAAGCUAUGUUUGUUGGGGAGCAAAUAAAAGAUUUUCAUGUCAUUCCCAAAGAACGCCUCAGAUAUGUGAGCUUUUGUACUGAAGGGACUGAAGCGGAUGUUGUUGUCAGCUGACUCCACUUCCGCAUCGCUCCGUUUCGCCAACAUUCUUUCAAACAAAGAUUAAUGAAAUGUCGGCCAAGCCAACCUGUUUGAUUGUGGCGAGUGCUGCUCCUCAAGGAGUGUCGGCGAAAUCUUUUCUUCAGUGCUUCAGUCUGUGUAGCACAGCGUUUAAUCUGCAGACCGCAACACCCGGGGGGAAGCCAAUAGACUUUGUAGGAGUUGAUGAUAGCACAGCCAGAUGGGUGCAGGACUUCAGUCUGAAAUCCUACGCAACACCGGCCAAACUGGAAUCUAUAGACGGUGCCAGAUACCAGGCUCUGCUCAUCCCGGACUGCCCCGGUGCACUGAACGACCUGGCACACAGUGGCUCUCUGCACCGCAUUCUCACACAAUUCAUCUCUCAGCAAAAGCCUUUGUGUGCCGUGGGACAGGGAGUUUCAGCUCUGUGUUGUGCCACUGAAGAGCAGAGGUGGAUCUUCAGCGGUUACAGUUUAACAGGGCCAUCAGUGUUUGAACUGGUGCGGGAUCCCGACUUUGCCAACCUGCCUCUGAUUGUGGAAGACUUUGUAAAGGACAGUGGUGGAUCAUACACAGCAAGUCAAGAAGACGCUGUGCACGUAGUCGUAGACAGACACCUAAUAACUGGACAAAAUAUUCAGUCCACAUCACUUGCUGUAAAUAAUCUAAUUCUGCUUUGUAGUGCCAAAUAA
Messenger RNA from Menidia menidia (Atlantic silverside), 1888 nucleotides. The record is from the annotation of a GenBank genome assembly. NCBI's taxonomy places the organism in Eukaryota, Metazoa, Chordata, Actinopteri, Atheriniformes, Atherinopsidae.